Messenger RNA from Opisthocomus hoazin, 333 nucleotides. The record is from RefSeq and is a predicted model, not a curated record. NCBI's taxonomy places the organism in Eukaryota, Metazoa, Chordata, Aves, Opisthocomiformes, Opisthocomidae.
AUGGGCGAUGGAAUGAGCAAGGUUGUCCAAGGGCUCUACCUCGGGAACAUCCGCGGUGAGUGCCCUUCCCUGCUCCCCCUCCGCGAUGCCGUGGGACCCCUGGGCAGCCGCCUGGCUGGGGUCUCCCGCAGCACCACGGUCCUGGUGGCUUACCUCAUGACGGUGACCGAGCUGGGCUGGGAGGGCUGCCUGGCCGCCACCAAGGCCGUGCGCUCCUACGUCAGCCCCAACUUCGGCUUCCAGCGGCAGCUGCAGGAGUACGAGGCGACCCUGCUGCAGGAGGUGGGUCCUGCGCCCGCGUCCCCUUGUGCAGGUGUCAGCAGAGCCUGGUGA